Messenger RNA from Penicillium chermesinum, 756 nucleotides. Its product is annotated as pre-rRNA-processing protein PNO1. The transcript has 3 exons. Gene Ontology annotation, cellular component: nucleolus. The record is from RefSeq and is a predicted model, not a curated record. The coding region runs from base 1 to 756 and encodes 251 amino acids. NCBI's taxonomy places the organism in Eukaryota, Fungi, Ascomycota, Eurotiomycetes, Eurotiales, Aspergillaceae. Gene Ontology annotation, molecular function: RNA binding.
AUGCCGGCUCCUACAGCUCUUCAGAAGCCUACUGAGGCUGUGCCUGUUCAGUCUACCCCCAUAGACCAAGAUGAUGAAGUCUUGAUCGACGCUCAGGCCGAGCCAGAUCUCUCAGCCCCGGCUGUAGACUCGGCAGAGGAUAGUGAAAUGCGCAUCGACGAAGAAGGCCGUCCAGUAUUCACACCUGCAAAAGAAGUCAAUCACGCAUACCGGGUCGAGACUCGCAAAGUGCCCGUGCCACCACACCGCAUGACGCCGCUCAAAGCCAACUGGACCAAGAUCUGCCCUCCGAUCGUCGAACACCUCAAGCUGCAAGUGCGGAUGAAUGUUAAGAGCCGAGCGGUGGAAUUACGUACCUCGAAGUUUACCACCGAUGUAGGAGCUCUCCAAAAAGGUGCCGACUUCAUCAAAGCCUUCACCUUGGGCUUUGAUAUAGAUGAUAGUAUUGCCCUUCUACGUCUGGAUGAUCUCUAUAUCGAGACCUUUGAGAUCAAGGACGUGAAGACUUUGAACGGGGAGCAUCUUGGACGUGCUAUCGGCCGUAUUGCUGGCAAGGAUGGAAAAACCAAAUUCGCAAUUGAGAAUGCCAGCCGAACACGAGUUGUACUGGCGGACUCAAAGAUUCAUAUCCUUGGAGGGUUCAAGAAUAUUCAUAUUGCUCGUGAGGCUAUUGUUAGCCUAAUUCUGGGCAGUCCUCCGGGCAAGGUGUACGGUAACCUCCGAACAGUGGCCUCGCGAAUGAAGGAAAGAUUCUGA